GAAACCGGUUUCUUAAAAGGGUUUGCAAGAGGAAACUGAACUUCCUGUUUUGACCGUGAAAACAUCUACUCUUCUGAAACUAUCUGCAUUUUUGUGGAAACACAACACGGCUCACAAAGUCUCAGUCAACGAUGCAUCCUUUUUGUGCCGCUCUGCUUCUGGCUUUUUUCAUCCAUGGUCAUUCCGUUCCUGAUGUAAACCGUUUGUGGGAGGAGUGGAAACAGAAACAUGACAAAAGUUACAGUAAUCAGACAGAGAUGAAUUUCAGAAGAGCCGUAUGGGAGAAGAACCUGCAUGUGGUGAUGAAACACAACCAGCAGGCCACGGAGGAAAAACACAGCUUCACUGUAGGACUCAACCACCUGUCUGACAUGACAGCUGAGGAAAUAAACGAGAAGCUCAAUGGCUUCAAGAUGGAGGAACAUGCCGACUACAGAAAUCACACUUCAAAGCUAUCAAGCGGCGUAUCAACACCAGCGAGCGUAGACUGGAGGAAGAGCGGUCUGGUCGGUCCUGUCACGAACCAGGGUUUGUGCGGCUCGUGCUGGGCUUUCAGCUCUUUGGGGGCUCUGGAGGGCCAGCUGAGAAAGCAAAGAGGAGUCCUGGUUCCACUGAGUCCACAGAACCUGGUGGACUGCAGCACUGUGGACGGGAACCUCGGCUGUGGAGGAGGCUACAUCACCAAGUCCUACAGCUACGUCAUCCGAAACAAGGGCGUCGACUCGGAGGAGUUUUACCCAUACGAACAUCAGAACAGGAAAUGUCGCUAUUCUGUGACAGGAAAGGCUGGUUAUUGCUCCAGCUUCCACAUUCUUCCACGGGGAGAUGAGGGCGCUCUGCAGGCCGCAGUGGCUGCAGUGGGACCAGUCGCUGUAGCCGUGAACGCCAUGUUGCCAUCUUUCCAUAGCUACAGAGGAGGUUUGUACGAUGACCUCCAGUGCAACUCCAUGCUGGUAAACCAUGCUGUCCUGGUUGUGGGGUAUGGCAGUGAAGCAGGACAGGACUACUGGCUUGUGAAAAACAGCUGGGGGUCUGGAUGGGGAGAAGAAGGCUUUAUUCGGAUUGCCAGGAACAAGAGCAAUCUCUGCGGCAUUGCAACGUUUGCAGUCUACCCUUCACUGUAGAUUUUCAUGAAAGUCUAUUUAAAGUUCCACCAUUUUAAAAGCCUUCCCUGUGGUCUUUUCAUCCUGAUUAUGCCGUUUUUAGCAUGACAUAACAAAUAAAAAAAAUGUAAACAGCAUUUUUUUCAUCUGCUCCCAAUUCACAACAAUCUGAAUAAAGAAAACUCAAAAUGUAAUUUUCUUUAUGUCCUCCGUCAUCAGAAAACUGCUACAAGAACAUAUAAAAAACAAAACAUUUCACCAUUCUCAUUGGAGUUUAGAGUUAAAAACCAAAACAAGUGUCUUUUGCAUAUUGUACAUUUUUAUUUAAAUAGUAUGCUUGAUAAAAGUUUUUAUUAUGGUGUUAGAAUACCAACUUUCUUUUUUAUGUUUUUUUGUAUGUGUUGAAGUACAUUUUAUGCAAAAUAAACAUUACAUGGAAAAAUACAA
Messenger RNA from Oryzias latipes (Japanese medaka), 1550 nucleotides. RefSeq names its product cathepsin K. Lineage: Eukaryota; Metazoa; Chordata; Actinopteri; Beloniformes; Adrianichthyidae. Gene Ontology annotation, biological process: proteolysis. Gene Ontology annotation, molecular function: cysteine-type peptidase activity. The record is from RefSeq and is a predicted model, not a curated record.